Messenger RNA from Pocillopora verrucosa, 1338 nucleotides. The record is from RefSeq and is a predicted model, not a curated record. Lineage: Eukaryota; Metazoa; Cnidaria; Anthozoa; Scleractinia; Pocilloporidae.
AUGACGAGUGUAAAAAGCAAUCACACUGAUGAAAUCAAAGAAACUGGAUAUUUAAGUGAUGAAGAGUCAUCGUCUAGUGAAUCUUCUUGCUCCGAAACCUUUUAUUCUGAAGACAAUUCUUCAACGACUUCGAGUGAAGAUCACGCUAAUGAAAUCAAAGAAACUGGAUAUUUGGGUGAUGAGGAGUCAUUGUCUAGUAAAUCUUCUAGUUCUGAAUCCUCUUAUUCUGAAGACAAUUCUUCAACGACUUCGAGUGAAGAUCACACUGAUGAGAUAAAAGAAACUGAGUAUAAAGGUGAUGAAGAGUCAUCGUCUUGUAAAUCUUCUAGUUCCAAAACCCCUCAUUCUGAAGACAAGUCUUCUACGACUUCGAGUGAAGAUCAAAACCCCACAUCAGAGGAGUGUUGUGGCCCUGUGACUGUCGCGAAAUACGGAAGAAAAAACGAAGCAGAAGAGGUAUCUUUGAUGAAAACCUGCAUGGCAUUUGUAGGUCAAGACCUUAGUCGGCUCGAACCAAAGCCCAAAGUCAAUGAUCAGGAGAGAGGAGGAAGUAGCAGCGAAGAAGAUUUUUCGUCAGGUGAACGUGAGCUAGAUGUUGGUAACUUAUGUAGCACUGCACGAGAGUCGCGAGGGCAGAAUAUUCAGCAACGAAGUUCCGUUUUUAAUUCAAACUUUGACCCGAAUUCAAUGGCCGAGAAGACCAGACGUGCUAAAGAAAGAAGCGAUGAGGAGGAAACAGGCGAUUUGAAUGGAGCUCCCCUAUAGCAGGAACAGAAUGGAACAACAGUUUCACGAAAUUCACAGAUAGCAAUACGAGUCUUCAGUGUGUCUUUGUCCUAUGUGGUUUAUGAUUUCGUUGUGAGUGGCUGAAAUAUUGUUUCAAUGCGGCGUCCAUAGCCAAUAUUAGCACAAUUGAUGGCAAUUCUUGCACGAGGAUUGAUGCUCUCCACCAACACUGAGUUCGGAGAAGAUUUAAUUGAGCGCCACCAAACCGAAUAAAACAUUAUACAGAUGUUACACUUAAUGUAUGGAAGCAAGAGCUACUUUUCCUGAGUAGUCUCCAAUAUUUACACGUUUGUACAUGUAGACUGUUCAUAUUGGCGGGAAGCAACUUAAGAUGAUUCAGAAACUGUUAAAAAUAUUGAGCGUUUGUAAAUAAAUAUUCAUAUUACAAGUAUGCUGUUCCUGUGUAGUCUCCAAUGUUUACACAUUUGUACAUAUAGACCGUUCAUAUUAGCGUGUGACAACUUAACGUGAUUCAGAAACUGUUAAAAGACAUUGAGCAUUUGUGAAUAAAUAUUUUUAUAUCAAGUAUACAAAUGUAAAAUUGACAUUAAA